AUGGCGAAAACAGUGAAGAAGUUCCCUAAAAUAGAGCAAGUUAAAUUAAAAUUUGACAUAAUGAAACUCGUCCAUGAAAAAGAAAUAAGGUGGCUGGAUUCUCUGACAGAAUCUUCUGCUUCUUCAAGUACUAUGUCAGAAAUAUCAUCACCAUCACCUCAACCGUUCAUUCACCGCAUGUCUUCUCCUUACUUAAGAGAAAAAUCUACCUCACCUUCGUACUGA
Molecule: messenger RNA, 225 nt
Organism: Parnassius apollo (apollo)
Lineage: Eukaryota; Metazoa; Arthropoda; Insecta; Lepidoptera; Papilionidae
Source: the annotation of a GenBank genome assembly